CUAAAGGAUCAGGGCAACGAGCUCUUCAAAGCUGGCAAUUAUCUCAAAGCCGCCGCUCUUUAUACUCAGGCCAUUAAAGCAGAUCCCUCGAAUGCAACCCUUUACAGUAACCGAUCUGCAGCUUUUCUGAACCUUGUCAAGCUCAAUAAAGCCCUUGUCGAUGCUGAAACAACCAUCAAGUUGAAUCCACUGUGGGAUAAGGGUUAUUUCAGGAAAGGCUGCGUGUUAGAGGCAAUGGAACGAUAUGAUGACGCAGUAAUUGCCUUUCGAGAGUCAUUGCAGCACAAUCCACAGAGUAAGGAGGUGGCAAAUAAGAUUAAGAGGUUAACUCAGUUGGCUAAAGACAAGAAACGAACCCAAGAAAGGCAGAACAUGAGGUCCAAAGUUGACAUGUCAAAGUUUUUGGAACCCUUGAAAUCUGAACUGGAUCAGAAGUUUGGUACUAAGCAAUGUUCAGAAGAGAUAUUUUCUUUCAUUGUUGAUAUCAUGGAGGCAGCAGUAAAAUCAUGGCAUGAAUCUUCAAAGGUGGACGCAAGGGUCAUUUUUCUGUUUGAUAAAGAAAAGGCACGACCCAAUGACCCUGCACCUAUAGUAAAUGUGGAUAAGGCAUUUGAAUCCCCAGACACCGUGACGAGCUGUGCUUCAUUUCUAAGGCAGUAUGCUGUGGACACAUUUUCUAAGGCUGCUUGUUUAGUUGUGCCAAAGAGCAUUAUUUCCUUUCCUCAGGUUUGGAAAGGGCAAGGUUCCAGAAAGUGGAAACAUGGGCAGACUGAUGGUUUUUUCGUUCAGUUUGAGUCAUCUGUGUUGCGCAAACUAUGGUUUAUUUCCAGUUCAACUGAGAAGGGGCUAACCUUGUGUAGGAACCCAGAGGCCUUGGAUUUAGAUGCCCAUGCAGUGCUUCCUCCUCUCUUCAGAUAACUACUACGCAUCAUCAGCUCUGUCAAGACCAGCCUCAUUAGUUCAAUUUUUGGAUUGAUGAAUUAGGUGCUUUGGUGUUUGGAAAUUUCACUCUAGGUGGAGAUGAUGCAUUUUGGCUAUGUUGCUUUUCCCAGGAUUUUGCUUGUUUGAAAAGGGUUGACCUUCUUGCCGGCUAAAAUUUCUUACUGAUGUAACAUUAAAUACUUAUAUGUUGUUCCAUACUUUUUAUUUGUCUAAAAGAAAAAGAUACCAUGAUUUUUUGAUUAACCAUAUGAGUGAUUCUUUGAAUUGGCUUUGUACUAACAUAAUGCUCAUAUUAUCUUAUAUGAUAGAGAAGAAUGGUGGAACAAGAUUUCAUGUAACCAACUUGGGAUAAGGUUUGGAUGAUAAUGAUUAUUUCUUUUAAUUCAUACUUUGUCAUUGGAAAAAGUUUAUGUAAGGUUGCAACUUUACAUUAUGGAAGUAAGGUGCACCUCAGAAAUCUAGAAAAGAGUUUUGAAAUUGGAAACCUUCUAAUUGAUCAUCUCGACCUCUAGAUGUAUGGAUAUAAAGAAA
Amborella trichopoda is the source of this 1473-nucleotide messenger RNA. It is a transcript of the gene TPR3, whose product is annotated as Tetratricopeptide repeat (TPR)-like superfamily protein. The record is from RefSeq and is a predicted model, not a curated record. NCBI's taxonomy places the organism in Eukaryota, Viridiplantae, Streptophyta, Magnoliopsida, Amborellales, Amborellaceae. Gene Ontology annotation, molecular function: Hsp90 protein binding.